GUAGGUUUGAUUCAAUACACUGGCCUAAUCUUAAUUUAAACUUGUGAGCGUUGAGAUCUGUGCCUGGGGGGUUUGCUCUUUUCUAUAAGUUAUUUCAUUCUUUUUAGGCCAGACAUGGCAUCUGGUAUCGUGCAGUAUGUGGUGGUGCGUUCAGACUUGAUAACGUCGUUGAAGUGGCCGGUUGGAGCUGUCAUUGCCCAGGCGUGCCACGCGACGACGGCCGUGAUGCACCGACACGCCGACGACGCGGACGUAUUGACCUACCUCUCUGACCUGGACAACAUGCACAAAGUGGUUCUGGCGGCUCCCGACUUGGCCUCGCUGACCAAACUGCGCGAUGCGCUGCACGAGGCAGGUGUAGCGCACUACCUGUGGGUCGAACAGCCCGAGAACAUUCCAACCUGUUUGACCACCAAACCGGCGCCCAAAGCACACGUGCAAAAGUUUUUCAAGAAGCUAAAGCUCUUCAAUAUCAGCAGCUGACCCGCUGUGGUGGUGGAAGCUGUUCAGUGUCAGCAGCUGACCGCGCGGGCUCUGUAGCGGUGGAGGCUGCUUAGUGUCAGCAGCUGACUGCACUGGCGAUGUAGAGAGCAGGCUGUUUUAACGUGUCGCGGCCUGCCGCUGUGAUCAUGCUGCCACGUUUAUUACAAUGUGUCAUAUUCCUCUGAAGUUCCGCUAUUGUGCUCAUUUCUGUUACAUAAAUUGCAUGCCGUUCAAAGCCUUUGCAUUACGUAA
This is a messenger RNA of Pollicipes pollicipes, 735 nucleotides long. Its product is annotated as putative peptidyl-tRNA hydrolase PTRHD1. The transcript is spliced from 3 exons. The coding region runs from base 115 to 483 and encodes 122 amino acids. Lineage: Eukaryota; Metazoa; Arthropoda; Thecostraca; Pollicipedomorpha; Pollicipedidae. The record is from RefSeq and is a predicted model, not a curated record. Gene Ontology annotation, molecular function: peptidyl-tRNA hydrolase activity.